Meloidogyne enterolobii is the source of this 201-nucleotide messenger RNA. The record is from the annotation of a GenBank genome assembly. Lineage: Eukaryota; Metazoa; Nematoda; Chromadorea; Rhabditida; Meloidogynidae.
AUAAUUAAUGACAUUUACAUGACACUCAUACAAAAUGAUGAAAACAAAGUUCCUGGGCAUCAUUCACUUACUCUUCAGGCUGAUACAAUAGAAGAUUGGCCUCUUCCUGCGAUUUCUAUUGCGCAUCCUUUAUCGGUAAGUAAAUCAGUAAAUGAACGGAGCAACGGUUGGGGGACAGAUUUUUUCCUCUUAAUUUUAUAA